This is a messenger RNA of Phytomonas sp. EM1, 1360 nucleotides long. Lineage: Eukaryota; Euglenozoa; Kinetoplastea; Trypanosomatida; Trypanosomatidae. The record is from the annotation of a GenBank genome assembly.
GUGAAAGCUCUGAUAAUGGUAGGAAAGAAACAGUAACUCCUUUCCUCAAAAAUUUACCAUUCAUCCAUAUCAUACUUAUUAAUAAUCUGACAUGAAGCGGAGAAGAUUAGAUAGUGAAGACGACCAGGAUGAGUACGUCGCGUCUGGGAUAGAAAGGGAGGAGCGCCUGGAGCUGUUCGCUGCCACAACGGGCUUCCACAACGUAAUGCACGAGAUGGGAUUAGCACUUUCCUCAUCAUCUACCUCCGUAAAUUCCUUGGAUGGAAGCAGCGGUGAGAUAUCGCAGGAUCUCCCGCCCUACGUAAAGCCUUCAGCGGAGGACCCGCUCGGAAGUGUUUCCACAACCGAGAAAAACUACUUCGAGCGAUUCAGAUGUUCCCAGGUUGAUGAUGAUGUUGACAUUCCCUCUGAAUGGAUAGGGCUUCUCUCGGAUGCGUUGCUGGCGGCGUACUACGUACCACUUACCUAUUUCCAGGGCAAUAAACCGAUGGAUGAUAAACUGUUGGCUCAGUAUAUGACUUUUAACGCAUCUUUGGCUGAGGUUCCUCUACUUUCAGGUAUCGGGGGAGGGAACGCGGUGGGGGCCAAUACUGCUCCAGACGGCGUUUCCCUGACAUAUGGUCGCUAUUCUAACCCCUAUGGAAUUUCGCCUGGGUGGAGAUGGGAUGGUGUGAUUCGAGGUCGGAAGAAACGACAAUAACACUCUCUACACAAGCUUUCAAGGUAUAUCAUUUUAUCCGAAAAUAUUACUGUUGUGGACACAAGAGGGAAUGAAAUGUUUAAAUAUACUUGCACGUUCUAAUACACCGAUUUUGUGGAGGGUGGUGGAGGAAUAGUUAGCAUGAAUAAAUAUAAGCGAAGGAAUCUACGUACUGUUAGAGGUAUAUUUGUUUUGUUGAAGAACCCCAUUAAUCUCUUGUAUUUGCUCAGUAAUGUUAUUCAAUACCUUUCGUUUGCUUAGUCAGCAACGAUGGUGUGCGACGAAAGAGGGCAUAGCGAAUCGACAAGUUCGCUCAGCUAGCAGCCUUCUAAAAGGUGCAUAUCGCCUUUUAAGCGAGGACACGUGUGGGUUGAGUGAAGAAGGCAGGUAAUUAUCCACCAUUUGGCCCCACUAUCUUGGACGCCGGUCUUCUCACCUUAUUCAGAACAAUGAACCAAGUCACCAUUACCAAUUACAUUUUUUUUGUUCUACUCGAUGUCGUGUUUUGCGGGAUAUUUAUGAAUCUAAAGAUGGGCUCUUUAUCUGAGCCCCACUCAUCAUAACACGGUAAGGUGAUGACGAUAAACAUCUUCGUGUAAUUCGAAGUCGUUUAUCUGCCAAUAAAAAAAAGCAAAUAGGGCCGAGACCUUGGGGCAAAAA